Molecule: messenger RNA, 4473 nt
Organism: Rhipicephalus sanguineus (brown dog tick)
Lineage: Eukaryota; Metazoa; Arthropoda; Arachnida; Ixodida; Ixodidae
Exons: 2
Coding region: 429-2570 (713 amino acids)
Biological process (GO): nucleocytoplasmic transport; activation of GTPase activity
Cellular component (GO): perinuclear region of cytoplasm; nucleus; cytosol
Molecular function (GO): small GTPase binding; GTPase activator activity
Source: RefSeq, a predicted model, not a curated record
UUCUCCUCUAAAUUGGAGUGCGGUUUGGUAGGCCGCGUACCUUGACAACGAAACAUAUUAUACGCUGCUGUCUGACCUUUGCAAAAAAACAUGCUACGACGACGCCUUUGCGGUUUAAGUUUCGAUCAUUGAUCUCAGUGGAGAUCGGUGAUUUCGAUCACCCAAAGCCUACCGGUCCGCGACCAAAAGGGAAGUGAACAAGCAUGUAGUGUUCGCAUGUGCGAGUAUGUGUAGCCGUUGCUGUAGUUGCGCAGAUCCUGCCGCCCGGUUAUGUAGCCCGGUUCUUGGCCCAUCCCCCUUUGUGGGUGAGCGCCAUCAAGACGAGGACAUCAUCAUCAUCAUCUUGUGCCGCUUAAACAACACUAAAUAAAUGCCCAAAUCUACCCGGUUUGGCGCGCACGGGUCGUCCCAUACCAUAAAUGCCAUAAAUGUCGCGCGUCGGAGACCUUGUUUCUCGCUCCAUAUCGUUCACCAAUGGUCCGUUUUCAAAGUUUCUGCCGGGCACAGCCAAGCCAUGCACUUCGUCACCGCCGUCCGAGGAUUGCUGGCUCUGCAAAGAAGUGAACCACUGGAACUCUGCACUGGCCUCUCUCUCGCUCGAACUGACAGAGGAAGAGCCAGGACGCUUGUGCCUGCGCACUUCCCGCGACGCCAACCCCUACGCCUUCUGCGACACGCGCUUUCUUCUGUCGUGCCUUGUCCGCCAGCACGCGUGUAUCAAGAGGCUCAACGUUUGCCACAACGUGUUCGACUGUCGGACUGUUGCAACGUCUGAACUGCAAAAGCUGGGGCCGGGUGGUGCCGUCGAGUGCAUAGAGAUUUCCGGACGCGCGGCUCGUUUUUGGACUACAUUGUUGGACACUGUCGGUGACGUAUUCUCUUUAAGGAGCCUGCGCAUCGAAGACUUUGUCGUCAACGCCGACUCCACGUCGCGGCUCGUGGAACUUGUUCAGGCGAAUAAAGGAUGUCUGCGGGAACUCUCCUUUUCUGCGCACUAUGCGCACCCCAAGAUCCCGGUAGAGUUGAUUUGCGCCCUCUACCGGUGCGAAGCCCUGACAGAGCUGUCGCUAUACGGACAGCCGACGCUAGAGGCUACCACUGCACUGGAACAACUCAUGCAGUCGAACGAAUCUAUCCAGAAGCUAUCUCUUCAAGACAAUACCCAAGACCAACGCAUCCUAAGUGCGCUAUGCAAUAGCCUGAGUGCAAACUUCUCUCCCACGGAGCUGCACUACGAAUGCGCAAGCCUGAAUUUCGGACAGCUGCUGCAGCUGCUUCAGUGCAAUAGCAGGCUCGAGUCUCUGGUUCUGAGUGGUAACAAGAACAGACCAAUGCAUUUGGGAAAGCUCCAUGGCAUGUCGUUGAACGCGCUACUGGUGCACAGUGCUGGACUUCGCAGCUUGGAGGUUCGUCACUGCGCCUGGACCAGUCAUGCCGCCGAAGAGGUUGCUGCCGGAUUGGCACGCAACAGUUCCCUCGAGCGCUUCGAUGUGUCUCGGUGUUACCUCGACUUUGGCAUAGUGCUGGCACUAUGCAGGGCGCUUGAAACCAACGAUACCUUGAAGAUGCUGGUGUUUCCCCCCAACGAUGACUUCCUGCAUGAGCCAGUUGGUUUAUCUGGAAAGCUGAUGGCUGCCAAAUGUUUUGCCCGCGUGACGACAACUUGGCCGAAGGCGUAUACUCCGGCCCUCACGAAAGCCUUAAAGGUGCCCUUGCUAUGUCCAGAGGAGCUGCACCUCUCUGCCUUCGAGUCUUACGACGGCUCUUUUCAACAACUGUGCAAAGCCCUCGGUAACAGCACCAUCAAGUGCCUCUACGUUAAAAUCUCCAUCUUCUCGAGCAGCCAGGUGGAAACAUUGCGCGAAGCACUCGCUGCCAACUCCUCCAUCAGGAAGCUUGUAUUGCAAGAGGACAGCAUAUCCAUUAGCUGCUGUUUUACUGUGGCCGAAGCUCUCAACAAAAACAGAACGGUGGCCGAAAUUUCUCUCAGCAUCCACGAGCUGAACGACUGCGGUGUAAAACGUCUUCAGUUGGUGGCUCUUGCCAGUGAUGCCUUGGAAAAGUUGACGCUAAACUGCAUCUAUGUGGCGCAGGGAUGCAUGCGUGACAUGCGCGACCUUUGCCCCUCACUGACCUCUAGUGGCACGCUAACGGGUUUCUCCGUCUUCAAUGAGAGGCGCCGAAUUGAAUGUUUAGACGCUGAAGUCAAGCACUGUGUGGAUCAGAACAGGAGAAAAUGGAACUGUGCCCUUCAGUUUGUGCUCAACCCCUGCGUCAACAAGCGCUGGGCAGUGGCGUUCGAGUCGCUGAGGGAAAAGCCUUGUUUCCUCCAGCGCGUCGUGAGAGCCUCGGGAAAGCCGUCGCAAGACGCAUUGAUAAUGAUCAGAUCAGCUAAGGGUUUCAUAGCGAGAAACUACCUUUUAGUAACUGGGGUUGUGUCGCGAGACAUCGCUUGCCAUCCUCACCCGGGGACUCAGAUAGAUAGCCUGAACAGUGACUGCUGGCUUACCAUUGUACAGUACCUAAGAGUGCUCGAUGUGAUCGAUGACACUUCCGUAAGUUGGUGCUAAAAACGGCCAUGUGAUGUCUCAUGGUUCGGUGUGUGCAAGUUCUUGCCAGAAUAGCAGGCAGUCUGCAUUGACAGCUUUUCUUCCUUUCAGGCCUACAUGCUCCACAUAUCAGAUAUUAAGUGCGGAGCACUUUAGGGGCCCGGCCUGUCGUAUGCUGUCGAUGCAGAUAUUCUCACAUUAGCCCAUGAUACGCCAACCGACAUUGGACACUUUACCAGUGGCACAAAUGACCUCCAUAUGCUGGACCCGUGGAAACAAUAGAAUCAAUGGAGGACAUAAUACACACUAACCAGGCUGCUUGCCCAAAUGCACCUGUAACCAUAACAACUAUAACUUGCCAUUGCAAAAAAGCAUGCUGCUAAAGUGCACUGAAGAAAGCAGUGAACUGAACACUGUAAAAUUUUCAGUUUAGAGAAAUUUGAUGAGAAUGUAAUGCAGAGAUACAUGAAGCACUGCAUGAAAACCUAACCUGGGAUGGUUUCUGCAUUAACUGCGUAGGAGUGCAGGUACUUUCGGAACAGACCCAAUACUUCACCAAAAGAAAAGUGUAAUAUGCUUAGUGACGUACACUCGGAAAACAUGUCCUCUGACUCUCCUGACUUCCAAAAUUGCAUCAGGAACAUUCCAGACGCAUUGCAGCUAACAGCGCGAAACACGUAGACCAACUCGCCAGCACCAACUCGCCUACACCAACUCGCCCAGUUUUCCUCCUACUUAAUUCCAGACACGACUGAGCACAAGUCGCUCCGAAAAUGAGAUCAGCGGCUGUUGAAACAGACGCAACCACCACUUACAUGAAAGCCACAGUAAAAGUUUCAACUCGGACAGCAACGCACCCUCUUGCAACGAGCAUCAACUGGGUCAGUUCUAUCCACAAUCAAUGUUUUCGCAUAGGCACUUGCCUACUCACUUUCCUACACACACAUAAAAUCAAACUUAAACAGAAGUAGAAUUAAAUGAGGAGCUUAUGAUGAUAUCUCCCAAGAGGAAAUACAUUUUCCGACAUGGAUUUCUUCACCCCAAGGUAAAUAAGUGGCAAGCACUGAAAACUAACCACCCCUCUCUGCUGCGAAACAGCGAAUUCCUACAGGCUGGAAAACUUGUUUAAAAGACAUACCAGCUACACCGUUCUUAUUAGCUCCUGCAUGCAUUGUGUACAGAAUAUAUCCUUAAAGGGAGAUGAUACCUACCCUGUGUGGUCAUCACUUUAGACAGGGGUCACUAGUGUAUUGUCAAGUCUCACACUUCUUGUAUCUUUUUAUACACUUGCAUAGUUUUGUUGUUCUUCGAUGUAAUAAAAUCAUCAUCAUGUAUUAUUGACAACAUUGAUAAUCCUUAUAUGUUCAUCAACUUUCUACUGUAAGUGAGAAAAGUUGUUCGUUUUUGCUGCAGGAAAUUAUAACAUUUCUACCUUCUUUCCACAAAGUUCGUGCAUUGUUUUUCAUCUUUAUACAAGGCAAUGCCAUUUGAUAAAACAAAGUGUUCAUUUGAUUAUUGACAUAUAUUUUCGAUGUAUUUGUUUACCUUGUACUCUAUUGUUCCAUCCUUGCUUAUCUUCAGUUAUGCGAAAUUGUUAUACACAUGAGCUCGGCAUCUCUUUGUCUUGGCAAAGCCGGCAAGUGCAUUGAAACCUUUCUAUGAAUAAUCCAGGUUUAAUAAGGAUUAAUAGUCCAGGUUGUUAAAAAGAUGGGAGUUGCUAAUUUUAUAUGAAAAUGUAGAAACAGGACUGCGGCGAGAAAACGUCGUCAUUUUACAUUUGUUUACGUUUAGUUUUAUUAGCUAUUGUUUGCACCAUGAAGAAAUAGUGUUAAGGUCGGAUUGAAGUAAGGAAGUGUUGCUCGGGUUUGUUAUUUCAUGAUAAACGACGCAGUCGUCAGCAUAUAGUCUGAUAUUAAAUAUUAAA